Molecule: messenger RNA, 213 nt
Organism: Nezara viridula (southern green stink bug)
Lineage: Eukaryota; Metazoa; Arthropoda; Insecta; Hemiptera; Pentatomidae
Source: the annotation of a GenBank genome assembly
AUGGAGAAACAGUGGCUUACUGCUGCUGAAUUCAUUACUACUGCCAAAAGUGGAGAUGAAUUCUUGCCGGCGGAUUCUGAAGGGAUUGACAGUGAAAGAACAGACAUACAUUUUGAUUCCUUCAACGUCAUCACUUCCUUCUACUUCAACAGUUCCAUCAACAUCAUCAGGUCCCCUCAACAUCUUCAAUUUCUGAGGAACAUAAACCAGUGA